AUGAUCGUAAUUUCCACCAUGGUACGAAUAGUAGUUUUUUUGUGUGUCGUUCAGAUGGUGUUGGCAAGGGGGAAGCCGAUCAACAUCUUCGAGCAGAAAGCUGGAGAAGACAUUGCAGAGCCGAGAGAUGAACGAGUCAAAAUGUUCAACGCUCCCUACAGAAACGCGUUUAAUUUAUGGAAUGUGAAAGAUUCAGAUGGAAAUGUUGUCAUACCGUACAGAAUUAAAGGACAUUUCGAAAGAACAUCGGAAAGAGAAAAUAUCAGUACAGCCAUGAAACGCAUAGAGGACAAUACAUGCAUUCGCUUCAGAAAAAGAACAAAUGAAAGGGAUUUUAUUGAGAUUCACAAUAAAUUUGGAGAAGGAUGCUAUGCGAAUGUUGGUCGUUACAAAGGGAAAAGCGUAGUAAUGUUGGAAUCCAACGAUAAUAAUACAUGUGUACGUAUUGAAAUUGUACUACAUGAACUGAUACAUGUGAUAGGACUAUGGCACGAACACCAGCGCCACGAUCGCGACAAAUACGUCAAAGUACACUACAAGAACGUCGAUAAGAGAUACUUGGAUGCGUUCUACAAAGUAUACGGUACUUCGUACAAUCUACCAUAUGACUACAAGUCGAUCAUGCAUUAUGGCAAAUCGCGGCAUGCGAAACUAGGAAAAAUUAGCUUGGAAACGCUCGACCCUCAAUACCAGGAUGAGAUUGGGAAUCAAACGGAUGCUUCUUCCAUUGAUUACCUCAAAAUAUGUGCAGCAUACCGAUGUAAGAGGUGUUUGAGCAAGAAAAUCUACAGUGUUAUCAACGUUGGCGACAACGGUGGCGAAUAUGGUGGAUAG
Molecule: messenger RNA, 834 nt
Organism: Necator americanus (New World hookworm)
Lineage: Eukaryota; Metazoa; Nematoda; Chromadorea; Rhabditida; Ancylostomatidae
Exons: 8
Coding region: 1-834 (277 amino acids)
Biological process (GO): proteolysis
Molecular function (GO): metalloendopeptidase activity; zinc ion binding
Source: RefSeq, a predicted model, not a curated record